GCCACAGAGGAGCGCUUGAGGAAGGAAUCCAGCCACAGCCUCCAGAUCCAGCACCAGGCACACCGGCUGGAGCUCCAGGCCUUGGAAGAAAAGGCCCAGCAGGAGCUCCAAGGGGAGCUCGAGAGGAUGCAGGCUCAGCAGGCUCUGCUGUUAGAGUCCCUCAGGCAGGAGCUCUCGGAGCAGCGGGCUGCCUGCUCUGAGCACCAGAAGGACCUGGAGGUGCUGCAGGCAGAGCUGAGGACUCUGGGCAGCGUGGGCAGGCGGCAGGCGAUCGCCCAGUGCCCAGGGGACAGCGAGGACCACACCGUCGCUGCCGAGGACGGGGGCGGCCCGGGCCAGGCCGGCUCCCCGGAGGGCGCCGCGGAGCCGAGUCCGAGCGAGGCGUGCGGCCUCUGGGAGGAGAACUCGCAGCUCAAGGACGCGGUGCAGCGGCUGCGGGCCGAGGUGGAACAGCACCAGCAGGAGGCGCUGCAGCUCCGCGACCAGCGCAGGCUGCUGGAGGAGGAUCAGCAAGCCCAGCGGGCCCGGGAGGUGGAGAAGCUACGCCAGGAACACCGGAAGGAGAUGCAGGCCAUGGUGGCAGAUUUCAGCAGUGCUCAGGCCCGGCUCCAGGCCCGGCUGGCUGCCCUGGAAACUGAACUGACAGAUUCUGGAGAGAAGCCAGGGAAGGGGGCGUCCAGACCAGAGGACGUUCAGCUCAUAGGCCGUCUGCAGACCCGCCUGAAGGAGAGAGAGGAGAUCAUCAAGCAGCUCAUGGAGGAGAGAAGAUUUCACUAUGCAGCCUUCCCCAGUGCCAUGUCCCAUAGGAAUCGGUCCUUCUCUUUCAAUCCUCACCCAGGAUAUUUGACCCCUUCCAUGAAGAAAAAGAAGAUGGAGGAAGUGCCCAGCCGAGUGGUCAGUGUGCCAAACCUUGCCUCCUACGCCAAGAACUUUCUGAGUGGUGAUCUGAGCUCCAGGAUCAACGCCCCUCCAAUAACUAAAUCACCCAGCUUGGACCCAAGCCCCAGCUGUGACCAGCCUUACAAACCCACCCAGUCUCUGGAUGUGAAAACCGCCACGAGGACACAAGAUGGUGAAACAGCCCAACCCAAAGAAGUCCAACAGAAACAGGGCUCUGCCCACCAGGAAUGGUUUACCAAGUAUUUUUCGUUCUAAACUGAUUCUUGGGAUCCAUCACAAAGAGGACAUUUGAAAAACAUUUCUUUUAAAGCAACUGAUUGAAGGAAUGAACCAAACAACCAACCAACCAAGUAACUUGCUUGUGAUAUGAUUUAUAUAUAAUAGCCAAAACAAAUUUUGGCCUUAACAUUUCAUACUAUUUCAUUGUGACACCAGUGCUUAAAAAAAAUUCUUGCCAUUAAGGUUAAAAACCAAACAAACAAACAAAAAACAACAAAAAAGUGUUAUCAAAAGUCACCCAUAGGAAAACGUUAUUAAUGUUGCUGAUAACCUUCACAUUGUAUUUCUAGUAUCCAGAAGAUUUCAUUCCACUUUAUGGAAUACCAGGCUUUGUGAUUUCCAUGGUCUACUCGAAAAGUGGUUCGUUUUUCCUUAGAAUGCUAGUCAUCUCCACUUGAAAAGUAUUUCUAUGUAAAUGACAUAAUUCCAAAAUGCACAUUCAACCUCAGUAGGAAGAAGAGUAAAACAAAGUUCAAAAUACUCAUGAAAGCCAAUUAAAAACACGAGGCAAAACUAGGAGUGGACUAUAGGAAACCUUGGCAUACUUGGAUUGAAUGCUUUGACUUCAUAGCUCCAGAACAUGAAGCAGACUAUAGAGGGGAUAACACCUACCUCAAAAGGGGCUUUGCAAGAAUUAAGCAAAAUAUUAUGAGUAAUGAUACCAAUCAUGAAUUGUAAUUAACCACUGCCAGUAUUUUUCUGUGAAUAACUGAGCCUCGCCCCAUCAUCCAUCUCAGUUUCAAUGAUUGUAGUUUCAAUCUGGUCACUUGUCAAGGUUUCUAGAGUAUUCUAUGAAGUCAAAGACCUACUGAACCUGUAGUCUUUGGGCUUAGGCCCUUUGCCUCAUGGUGCAUUGCUUCCCCAUUGCAUAGAUGCUCAGUACAUUAAAGGGAAUCGGGACUGGCCAUUCACAGUGCUGACCUGUCAGUCCACACUGAAUUGUCUGACAUUCUUACAGAGCAGUGUGAUUUGACAAGACUCAAUACAAUUUGGGCAAAAUAUGUUCUCAGUCCUUUGGUGCUGGCCCCACAGGUGGCCAUAAACAGUUGUUUAUUCCAUGCACUGUCAAACCCUGCUCUUUGAAUAAAACUUUAAACAACUGGGCAAUAAAAAA
Leptonychotes weddellii (Weddell seal) is the source of this 2293-nucleotide messenger RNA. The record is from RefSeq and is a predicted model, not a curated record. Lineage: Eukaryota; Metazoa; Chordata; Mammalia; Carnivora; Phocidae.